UCCCACGAACAAGCGGAGGCGCGGCGGGGAGCGACGGGUCGGUUUGGAGGCAGGAGGCCGGGUGGCCGCUUUCCUGCCUGGAUGCGUGGUCUUUCCGGGGCUCGGUGGCUCCUGGGGGCAGCAGCCCUCCUGCUGGCUGGAGAUCCCUUUACCUCCUCCCACGCCCACCACACCUUGCAUUAUUUUUUCACCGGGGUGUCGGAGCCCGGCCAAGGGCUGCCUCAUUUCACCAUCGUGGGCUACUUGGACGACCAGCAGUUUGUCCGGUAUGACAGCGACGCCAGGAGGGACCUGCCCCGUGCGCCCUGGAUCCGGAAGGUGGAACAGGAGGACCCCCAGUACUGGGACUGGCAGACGCAGCUCUCUCGCAGCUGGGAGCUUUACUUCCGGGUGACCCUGUGGAGCCGCUUCAACCACAGCCAGGGGCUCCACGUCUGGCAAUGGAUGCACGGCUGUGAACUGGACACGGACGGGCGCAAAGGGGGCCACUCCCAGUUUGGCUAUGACGGGAAGGAUUUCCUCAGCCUGGACAAGGAGACUCUCACUUGGACGGCCGCUGACUCCAGAGCCCAGGUGACCAAGAGACGGUGGGAGGCCGACCGGGUCUGGACCGAGGGCCGGAAGAACUUCCUGGAGGGAGACUGUAUCAAGUGGCUGCAGAAGUACCUGGACUACGGGAAGGAGACUCUCCUCAGGACAGAACCUCCAGUGGUGACGGUGGCAUCGAAAGCGAGCUACGGUGGCUUAGAGAGGCUCACUUGCCAGGCCUACGGCUUCUACCCCAAGGAGAUUGAGGCCACGUGGAUCAAGGACGGGGAGAGCUUGGAAGCGGAGACCUACCGUGGGAGUGUUUCCCCCAAUUCGGAUGGGACCUACUAUACCUGGCUGAGCAUCGAGAUCAACCCUGAGGAGAGGGACCUCUACCGGUGCCACGUGGAGCACGACGGCUUGUCUGAAGCUCUGGAUGUGGCCUGGAAGGCACCCGCCUCCGUUGGGCUUCUUGUGGGAUGCAUCUUGGGAGCCGUGACUGUCCUGAUCCUUCUCGUGACCGGGGUUGUCUUCUGCAUCCGUAAGUAGACCUUGAUUUCCCUCUUUU
Messenger RNA from Pogona vitticeps (central bearded dragon), 1096 nucleotides. The record is from RefSeq and is a predicted model, not a curated record. Lineage: Eukaryota; Metazoa; Chordata; Lepidosauria; Squamata; Agamidae.